UGCUGUUCAGCUCCUUGUGCCGACAGGAUGAACUUCCUUAAAAGUGGCCUACAGACGGUGCUCGGUUCACAGCAACCGAACCAAGCACCGAGCGGUGCAGAAACGGUGGAACUGUUAGUGGAACGGGUAACAUCGUCCACCUUGCUAGAUGACCGACGGGAUGCUUGCCGGGCUUUGAAAGCCCUAUCGAAAAAGUAUCGCAUCGAGGUAGGCAUCGGUAUGAACGCGAUGCUGCAAGUGCUCGAGACGGAUCGUACGGAUUGUGAGAUUAUCGGGUACUGUUUGGACACGCUGUGCCAUGUCACUUCACCGGAACAGUUCGAAGAGGAGGAGGAUAAUCCAAACGUGACGGCCAACAUCGGUGAACAGUUUACGGAAAUUUUCAUCAAAAACUCCGACAACGUGUGUCUGGUGCUGGGGUGCCUGGAGGAGUACGAUUUCCGUGUCCGAUGGGCAGCGAUCAAACUGCUCACCAAUCUGCUCGCUAACCGACCAAAAGAAAUACAGGAGAUUGUGCUCGUCAGCCCGAUGGGUGUGUCGAAGAUGAUGGAUUUGCUGAUCGACAGCCGGGAGGUGAUACGAAACGAUGCGCUGCUGCUGAUGAUACAGCUGACGAAGGGAAAUGGGAACAUUCAGAAGAUUGUUGCGUUUGAAAAUGCGUUUGACCGGUUGCUGGACGUUAUCAAGGAGGAAGGUUGCUCGGAUGGAGGCAUCGUGGUGGAGGAUUGUCUGAUAUUGAUGCUAAACCUGCUAAAGAACAAUCCCAGCAAUCAGCAAUUCUUUAAGGAAGGAUCGUACAUUCAGCGGCUGGCACCGAUGCUGGAACUUGCCACGGACCAGGAUCAAACGGGCAUGAGUCCACAGAAGGUAUCCAACCUCCACUGUAUGCUGCAGGUGGUAAGGGCGCUCGUUUGUCCCAGCAAUCCUCAGCAAGUUAUAAGCUCUUGUCAGAAGGCAAUCCGGAGUUCCGGCUUGCUUUCCGCAAUAUGCAACAUUAUCAUGGCAAGCGGCGUGCCACCGGAUUUGCUGAUCGAAACGAUCAACACGAUCGCGGAAGUGAUUCGAGGUGAUGGGCAAAACCAGGAUUACUUCAACUCAUUCGUUGCACCGUGCGAUCCACCACUAUCGGCCAUCGUGCUGCUGCUGAUGUCGAUGGUGAACGAGAAGCAACCGCUUUCGUUACGUUGCGCCGUACUGUACUGCUUCCAGAGCUAUCUGUAUCGCAACGAAAGUGGCCAGACUUCGCUCGUUAAAACGCUUCUUCAGUCUUCGGAGCAAUCGACCGCCAUUACCAGUGGUCAGUUGCUCUGUCGAAGUCUCUUCAGUACGGAUCCACUGUCGAACUGGUUUGCGGCCGUUUCGAUGAGUCAUGCACUGCUAGAGAAUCCGGCUCAAAAGGAGCAACUGUUGCGUGUGGUGCUGGCCACCUCACACACCAGCAAACCGGUUUCGCUGCUGGAACAGUGCAAUCAGUUACUUCAGCAGGCAAACUGCAAAUUCCAAAGCAAAGUUGGUCUGCUGAUGCUGCUGUCGGUGUGGUUAAGCCACUGUCAGCUGGCGGUACGUACAUUCCUUUCCAUCCCCGGUACAGUCGCCUACCUGACCGGACAAAUAUCGGCCAACGAGCACGGUGACAACGAGUAUCUAGUGCAGGGUCUUUGCGCCUUCCUGAUGGGCAUCUGCAUCCAGUUCAACGACAAUAGUGUACAGGAACAUCAGCGUGAAUUCCUCUGCCAGCUGCUGGUGAAACGGAUAGGACUCGACACUUACAACAAAAAGCUGGGAGAAGUAUCGAAGCACGAAAACUACAGCAAAUCGGCUAAACAGCCACAAAUACGCAUUGCGGCUACCACCGAUCUGUUAUUGGAUUACGAGUUUUGCCGCCUAUUUAAAGCACUAGAAGCGGUCAUUACGAAAACGGUGAAUGGAUUCAGUUCCGGGGGAGAAAACAUCACCGAGCUUACCCUUAGCCAGGAAGCGUCCGGUUUGGUGGCACAGUAUAAAGACAUUAUACGUGAGCAGGACACACGGCUACAGUCACUCCAGCAACAACUCGCACACAGCGAAGCGAAGCUAAACGAGCUAACCGGUGCGCUGGAACAAUCGCAAACCAGUAACCGACAGUUGCAGGAUCAAAAUAUUCUUCUCAAGGCACAGCUACAAGCAGCAUCCGAUUUACGCCAGCAAACACUUUCCUCUUCGGCCUCGUCCCCGCUUCACAUACUACCGGCACAGGACGACCGACAAGAAGCAAUGGAACAGCGACUUUCCCUACUAACUCUCGAACAGCAAACCGAUCGGUCGAAAAUCGCCUACUACGAGUCGGAAAACACACGCCUACUGAGUGAGCUCGAUCAGUUGCGCUUGCGGGUAACAAUGGCAGAAAGCAAAGCGAACGAAUCCGGCACCGAGCUGGACAAGCUACGAAAGGAUCAGGAAGAUCUGCUGGAACUGUUAACCGAUCAGGAGAACAAACUACAACGCUACCGGAUGGAGCUGAAAAAGGCGACCGGCCAAUCUUUUGAAGAGGAAGAGGAUGAUGAUGAGGAUGAUGAGCUGCAGGCGAUCGAGGCGAAUGAUGAUGGGGAGAAUAGUAGAGAGACCAAUUCUACCGGCACGACUAACACGACCAACAAUAAUACUUCCAAUUAUCCGGGAGGAUUUGUGUGCUAA
Messenger RNA from Anopheles maculipalpis, 2673 nucleotides. It is a transcript of the gene p115, whose product is annotated as general vesicular transport factor p115. Gene Ontology annotation, cellular component: endoplasmic reticulum; Golgi stack; Golgi membrane. The record is from RefSeq and is a predicted model, not a curated record. The transcript has 2 exons. Gene Ontology annotation, biological process: transcytosis; intracellular protein transport; vesicle fusion with Golgi apparatus. Bases 28 to 2673 code for a protein of 881 amino acids. NCBI's taxonomy places the organism in Eukaryota, Metazoa, Arthropoda, Insecta, Diptera, Culicidae.